Artibeus jamaicensis (Jamaican fruit-eating bat) is the source of this 2816-nucleotide messenger RNA. RefSeq names its product serpin family A member 10 (gene SERPINA10). NCBI's taxonomy places the organism in Eukaryota, Metazoa, Chordata, Mammalia, Chiroptera, Phyllostomidae. Gene Ontology annotation, molecular function: serine-type endopeptidase inhibitor activity. The record is from RefSeq and is a predicted model, not a curated record. Bases 344 to 1657 code for a protein of 437 amino acids. Gene Ontology annotation, biological process: negative regulation of endopeptidase activity; blood coagulation. The transcript has 6 exons.
CUUUCUCUCUGUCCCUGGUUUUACGGAAACGCCCCCAGCUCCGAGCAGGGUGUUAAUCAGUAAUGGUCCCACGGGCCGCAGCGUACUUUGGAAGAGUAAAUAUUUGCUACGGGCUUUCGGCUACAAACCCCAACCUUCUGUCUUUGCCCUGAAUGAAGGACCUUCCCAGGCACCGGGGGUCCACUCACUGGAAGAAGGGAUGAUGAGGUGUUUAAGUGUUGAGAGUCCGUGCCCACAGCACUCACUGUUUAAGCCACACUCAAUGUCCUGGCUUUCGUCCUGCCCAGGAAGUCUCGCCACUGAAGAGAAGUGCUCCUUGGGCCUCCACGGCUGACCUGACCGGAUGAAGGCAGCGCUGCGCCUCCUGCUCCCCUGCCUCCUGGCCCAGGUGUGGCUGGUGCCCGGCUUGACCCCCAGCUCCUGGUCCCCAGGGGCCCAGCCAGGGCCAGAGACUCCGCAGCCCCCCACUGACCAGUAUGAGACCUUCCAGGGAGUGCAAGCCCCGGAAGAGGAGCAGGAGCCCUGGCUGACGACCAGUGAGCGCCAGCUCUGUGAGGACACCUUCAACCUGGGGUUCAGCCUGCUGCGCAAGAUCUCCAUGAGGCAUGAAGGCAAUGUGGUCUUCUCUCCGUUCGGCCUGUCCUUGGCAAUGGCGGCCCUGACGAUGGGGGCCGAAGGGCAGACCAAAGCCCAGCUGGAGAGCGGGCUCCGGCAGAACCGGAACGGGACCAGGCCCCGGCACCUGCCCACCCUCUUUUGGCGGCUCAGGGAGCGCCUCUCCCACAACCGGGAGCUAGGCCUCACCCAGGGGAACUUGGCCUUCAUCCACGAAGAUUUCAAUAUCAAAGAGACCUUCCUCAAUUUAUCCAAGAGGUAUUUCAAUACAGAGUGUGUGAGGAUGAAUUUUCACAAUGCCUCCCAGGCCCAGGGGCUCAUGAAUCAUUACAUCAACAAAGAGACGCAGGGGAAGAUCCCCAAGCUCUUUGCUGAGAUUAAUCCGGACACCAAAUUAAUCCUGGUGGAUUACAUCCUGCUCAAAGGGAGGUGGCUGACCCCUUUUGACCCUGUCUUCACCGAGGCAGACACUUUCCGCCUGAACAAGUACAAGGCGGUGAAGGUGCCCAUGAUGUUCAGGCUGGGCACCUUCGCCUCCACCUUCGAUAAGAACCUCCGUUGCCACGUCCUCAAACUGCCCUACCAAGGAAACGCCACCAUGCUGGUGGUCCUCAUGGAGAAAAUGGGGGACCACCUGGCCCUUGAAGACUACCUGACCUCAGACCUGGUGGACUCGUGGCUGAGAAACAUGAAAACCAGAAAUACGGAAGUUUUCUUUCCAAAGUUCAAGCUAGAUCAGAAGUAUGAGAUGCAUGAACUGCUUAAGCAGAUGGGAAUCAGAAAGAUCUUCUCCCCCUGGGCCAGCCUGAGUGAACUCUCAGCUACUGCGAGAAAUCUGAAAGUAACUAAGGUUUUACAAAAAUCGGUGAUUGAGGUCAAUGAGAAAGGCACUGAGGCAAUGGCGGGAACGCUGUCGGAAAUUAUUGCUUACUCCAUGCCUCCCGUCAUCAAAGUGGACCGGCCCUUCCAUUUCAUGAUCUAUGAAGAAACCUCUAGAAUGCUCCUAUUCCUGGGCAGGGUGGUGAACCCAACUCUGCUGUGAUUUAUGACAAGUCCGAGUUUGUGGUGCACAGCAGAUGCUGUGAGCCGUGGGAACCCACACGAGAUACUGGCUCCGGGUGGCAGAAGAGAGGGACUCUGGUCCUCCGCGACUGAGCCAUCCUUAGAAACAUCUGAGUAUGAAACGCGAACUUAUUUUAAGGAGGUGUUUGUACAAUCUGCUUGGUAUUUUAGCCUGUUUCUAAGAGCCUCCAUUGGUGACUAAGGACUAGCCUGGUGGAAUAUCCACCUUUCUGUGUUUCUCACGCGUCUGGACUUAAAAAGGUGCCCCAGGACACUGUUUCCAGAGGAUGCCUCUGGGAGGAAGACUCGCCCACAUGCUGUGAGUCACGUACUUGACUCUCUUCACUGCCCUCUGGUACGGUGUUUUCUUAUAAUCUGGCAUAGAAUCGUUUCUUGCUGACUAAGAUCGUGGAGAGCAGGACCAAUAAAAUGCCAUUGGUCAGACCAAGACAGCAUAAAGUAUGUAAACCAAAGUGGAGUCACUUGUGUCAACCAAGAUGGCUGCCAGUCAGCCAUGGCACUUUGGUUCAAGAGGUAAAACACCUAAGUCAGCGCAGACACAUCUGGCAAGGAGACACACCAGGGCAUCUGCACAUGUGAUCAGAUGUGGGACCACCCAUAGAUGGGUGCCUGGGGAGUCUGUACUUGCCAUCAGGGGUGCCAAGCAGAACAGCUGUGAACCACCUAUAGGUUCCUGGGCUAAUUCCGCACUUAGCAUCAGGGGGCCAAGACACUCAUCAAAAGACCCAGAAGCGUGGCAUGCACUACUUUCAAGGGUAUAACUGAGGCAGGCUCCGGGCCACUGCUGAGACACCAGAGGGCUGCUCCACACCAUGCUGAUCUCCCCUAGCACUGGCCACCAGAGGCUCUGCCCUGCUGGACUGAGGACUUCGCCUGCCCUGCUGCCCACCUAGCUCCUGAGACCCUUCCUUACAAGACGCUGAUGACUCCCUUGGCCCCUGUUAUGAUUCCUGGACCUGCAGACUGAGACUCUGGGACUGGGGUUCGUGAGCCCCCAUUGAUGGCUGUGUGUAUGUGUGUGAUAUUUCUCCUGGAUUGUCAGUGUGGGUAGGAUAUUAACAUGUGUUGAUGUUCUACUUUGAGUGAACCUGCCUUCAAUAAAAGCUGAGCGAAUGGCA